Molecule: messenger RNA, 843 nt
Organism: Suillus clintonianus
Lineage: Eukaryota; Fungi; Basidiomycota; Agaricomycetes; Boletales; Suillaceae
Exons: 1
Coding region: 1-843 (280 amino acids)
Source: RefSeq, a predicted model, not a curated record
AUGUCAAACUCGCCUGCAAUGAUCAUGAGACCCUGGGUGUGGUCACCCAGAUUGUCCAACACUCAACUCUCCGUCGGACGUUCGGUGGUCAUGUUCACUAGGCACAUGUGGCUGAUGCUCACACCCGAAAUCUUCAAGGGCAUCAGACCUCACCCAAACUCGCUUCAAGAGGCCAUGAAGUGCUGGACAAUCACCAGCAUCGAUGACACUCUCGCUGCAGUCGCAUUUGAAGCAUGCAAUGCCGGGCUGAAUGAUAGUACGGGCGUCACUCCUGGUCGCAUGGGUCCGAAGUCGAGGCCCUUCCUUGACAGGUGCACUCUGUUCUUUCCCGACCCUGAUGCCGCCCAUAAGGACAAUACUCAGUGGUCUGGGCUUUGGGAGGGUGAUGGAUACAUCGCAGAAUUUCACAGGACGAUGAAGGCGAUGGAUGAGGAUCAGCAACAGUUGCUGAAACAGGGAUUACGUGAGGUAUUUUCGGAACUUCACUGCCUUCCUGCUAGCGGAGCAAGAGUGUGGACGCAAAAGAACGAAGCAAUCGUGUUCACGACCAAUCCCAUAUUCUACAAGAUCGACUGUAUUGGAAAGGGAGGCGAGAGCCAGAAGAGGGCCCCAAAAGCGCGACGAACGAUGAAGCUGAUCAAGGGUAAACGCAUAUUUGCAGCUGACCUCAUGGACUCUCAACCCUUCGACACUGAUGGCAAUCUGCGGAGAAAGACAGAGAGACAGAAGCGGCGGGAACUUCAGAAGCAAAUGACCAUGGCCAAGAAAAACAAGAGAGUCCCCCCUCCCCCACGUCCACGGAGACCAUUUCCCAUCACCCAACUAGAAAAUAUUGUGGAAUGA